Molecule: messenger RNA, 567 nt
Organism: Formica exsecta
Lineage: Eukaryota; Metazoa; Arthropoda; Insecta; Hymenoptera; Formicidae
Product: 3-hydroxymethyl-3-methylglutaryl-CoA lyase, cytoplasmic-like
Exons: 1
Coding region: 22-450 (142 amino acids)
Biological process (GO): L-leucine catabolic process; ketone body biosynthetic process
Molecular function (GO): hydroxymethylglutaryl-CoA lyase activity
Source: RefSeq, a predicted model, not a curated record
ACAGCACAUUUGGCUUCAACGAUGUUAGAUUGCGGAUGUUAUGAAGUUUCUCUGGGCGAUACCAUAGGUACAGGAUUGCCAAAGAAAAUUGAACGUGUCUUGAAUGAAUUGCGUCAUGUUGCUUGGAAUAACAUGAGUUAUUACGCACUGCAUUGUCACGAUACAUAUGGACAGGCUUUGGUAAACAUAUACACGGGUCUCGAAAAUGGUAUAAGAGUCUUUGAUUCUUCAGUUGCUGGUCUUGGCGGGUGCCCAUAUGCUGCUGGUGCUUCGGGAAAUGUUGCCACAGAGGAUUUGUUAUACUUUCUACAAGGACAAGGGCUAGAAACUGGCAUAGAUUUAAAUGAAAUGGUGGAAAUUGGUGAUUUCAUAAGCAAACAACUAGGCAGAACAAAUCAAUCAAAGACCGGAAUGGCUAUGCUUGCUAAAACAAGUCGUCAAAAAUGUUAAUCGCGCGAUAUUUGAGUUUUAUAGAGUCAAGAAAAAAACCAAAAAAUUUUACAUUCCAAAAAUAUUAAAUUGUAUAUAAUGUGUGUGUGUAUAUAUUUCUAUUUUUAUCAACAGUUU